Molecule: messenger RNA, 1530 nt
Organism: Plasmodium vinckei vinckei
Lineage: Eukaryota; Apicomplexa; Aconoidasida; Haemosporida; Plasmodiidae
Product: chaperone binding protein, putative
Exons: 1
Coding region: 1-1530 (509 amino acids)
Molecular function (GO): protein-folding chaperone binding; ATPase activator activity
Source: RefSeq, a predicted model, not a curated record
AUGGGGUGUAAUGACGAUAGUAAGAAAAAAGCAGAGGAACAAGAUAAAGAGCUAGAUGAAGAAAUAAAGAAAAUGAGCUUCGAUGAGAAGAUAAAGAGUGCGCUUGAUUUAAAGUUAGAUGGUAAUAAUGAUUUUAAAAAUAAACAUUAUGAAAAUGCUAUUAGUAAAUAUAAAAAAGGUUUAAAAUAUAUAAAAGAUAUGGAAAAUAAGAAUGAUAAAAUAAAAGAACUUGAGAUAGCUUUAUUUCUUAACCUAAGUAUAUGUUACUCUAAUAUAGAAAAAUAUAAUGAUGCACAUGAAUAUGUAACAAAAGUUUUAAAUAUCGAUAAAACAAAUAAAAAAGGUAUGUUUAGAUUAUGUCAAAUAGAAUUUAAUAGAUGUAGCUUUGAUGUUGCUAAAGAAAAAAUCCAAGAGUUUUUGAAAAUUUAUCCAGAAAAUAUUGAUGCAAAGAAGUUAUUAAAAAAUGUUAUGAUUAAACAAAAUGAACAUAAUAAAAAACAAAAAGAAGCUUUUUCAAAAAUUUUUGAAAAAGCAUCAGGAUUAUAUGAAGAUAGGGAAAAAGAAAUAAUACGAAAAAAACGAGAAAAAUAUGAGCAAGAUAUGAAAUCAAAAAGAGAAAGAAAUGAAGAUAUCAUAAGUUUUGAGGAAUGGGAAAUUCAAGAAAAUGAAAAAAGAAAAAAAGAAGAUGAAGAACAGAAAAAAAAACAAAGAGAAAAAGAAAUGGAAAGAGAAAAAGAAAGAGAAAAAAAUAAUAAAAAAAAACAACGUAAUAAAAAAAAUGAAUCUAUAUCUUCAAAUACAACACAUAAUUCAUCAGAUCUAGAAAUCGAUGAAGAAGAUCAAAAAAUAAUUAAUGAAACAAAAAAAAUGGGUUAUUGUUAUUUUAAAAAAGAUAUUAAAGAAGAUGAUAAAAAAUUAUUUGAAAAAAAUAUACCAAGAAAAAUAGAAGAAGCACAUGAUCUUGAUUUAAAUUCACAAAAAAAUUCAAACAAAGCUAUAUCCUCUUGGAAUUCAGGAGGUACAACUUAUGAAGAAAAAGAUAUGACAAAAUGGGUAAAAAAUAAAUUAGAUUAUUAUUUAAAAAAUAUUAGUUUUAAAAAUACAGAACAAUCCGAUUAUUUAAAUUUAAAUAAUCAAAAUGAAUUUAAUUUAACAAAUUUAAAUUAUCCAGAAAUAUUACCUAUACAAUAUUUAAAUAAAAUAAAAAUAAGUGAAGUUAAAGAUUUAACAGCAGAUGCUCAAAUUGUUGUUAUACGAGGAACAAAAAGACAUAUAUUUGAAUUCUCUUCGAAUUUACAUAUAUCACUUUAUAUAAAUUUACCUGAAUUUCAUGUUCAUAAAAUUAUUGUACAAAUUAAAGAAUUAUCUAGCGAAUUAGAAGCUGGAAAAACAUGGAAAAAUUAUAUUUUUAUAAAAAAAAAUGAUAAAUUAAAAAUACCUGAUAAAUUAUUUGAUAAUAUAUAUAGCUUUGUGGUUACUAAUAUAGAAAGCCAAGUUAAAAAAUUUACAGAGGAAUACAGCACAAUGUAA